This is a messenger RNA of Cuscuta epithymum, 716 nucleotides long. Lineage: Eukaryota; Viridiplantae; Streptophyta; Magnoliopsida; Solanales; Convolvulaceae. The record is from the annotation of a GenBank genome assembly.
GGUGGUGCAGCCGGGCAUUCUAUAUUUCCUCAUUUUGAAUUGGGUUUCCAUUAUUUUUAAUUAGUUCUUGAGAGCUAAAUUCUAGAAUUGCGGACAAAUAUGGAGAGGACGGGAUUGACGGAAGAUGAAAUCGGGAGACUGCAGUCGGAUACUUGGGAAAGCUGCGGCGGCGAAGAUGAUCGGAAGCAGAGAGUUUGCGCCGUGUGUUUGUCGGAAUAUGCCAGAGGUCAAGAGAUUACCACUUUGCUUCCCAUUUGCUCACAUGAUUUCCAUAAAUAUUGUAUUGAGGCGUGGCUGAGGAGGAACGCCACCUGCCCUUUAUGCCGCCGUCGGGCCGCCGUCCCGCAGCGGCCGCCGCCUGCUUCUGACGUCAUGUCUUUGAUGCCGCACAAUGUAUUUCGUAGCCUGCGGGUUAAUUAGGCAGCCCCCGCCGAUUGCGUCUACUACCACAGCAGCCCAAAUUCGGACAAAUUGAAGCAAUUAAGUUCUUUUCAUUUUAAACUAUGAAAGAACGUUGACUUUUACGAAAAUGCAAUUCGUUCCAAAAAUGUUCCUUAUGUUCGUGUGUGCACCUUUUUAUGCUAACUAGUUUCGUACUUUCAUAUUCUUAUGUUCAUAUGCAGUGUGCUGUGUGCACCUUAUUAGUUCUUUAAUAAUCAUCUCUAAUGUAAUUUGGUUACUAUAGAUUAAGGAUUUUUGAUUGAUUGUAAUUUCAU